This is a messenger RNA of Solanum lycopersicum (tomato), 1676 nucleotides long. Lineage: Eukaryota; Viridiplantae; Streptophyta; Magnoliopsida; Solanales; Solanaceae. The record is from RefSeq and is a predicted model, not a curated record.
AUGUCCCUUAAGGGUUUGAAUAGUCAUAGAUAUGAGUCAACAAGAAACUUCAAAAAGAACCAAAAAGCCAAAAAGAAAACAUUUGCUAAACCGGGAUCGUUAUCAUUCUUGGCAAAUAAGAAACGACGGUUAUUGACAACAAAUGAAAUUAUUAAAGAAAUAGAGUGCAAGAAAGGACAUCUGCUCAAAUUAAUUGGAGCAGAACAAUCAGUAGCACCACAAUCUGAAGCAAAAAGACAAUCUAUCGAGGAGUUGCCUUUUGAAAAUCAGCCUGUCGAGGAGCUGCCUGUUGUGCAGCCUGUCGAGGAGCUGCCUCUUGUGCAGCCUGUCGAGGAGCUGCCUCUUGACCAGCAUGGAAAAGAUUUUCCUUUCGAGGAUCAAGUGCAAAUGAAUUUUGUCACUCCUCGAACAAAUGAUCAACCUGAAGAACAAGCUGGAGAUGUUUCCACUCCAAAUAAAAGAGGUAGAACGCAAAUGCAUGAUGUUCAUGCCCGAAAAGAACGUAAGUUGAUCAUACUGAAUAGUCAAAAUCAACCCGUUGGUCCUACGGAUGAUGUUGUCAUAGAGGUAAGUAGCUUCCUAGGAACAUUGGCUAGAAAUGCGACUCUUUGCCCAUUUGAUAUAUUGGAUUGGAGGAGCAUGGACACUAAAAACGAUUUAUGGGAUUAUACCAAGGGGAAAUAUAUUAUUCCUGAAGCUGCGUACCAUUGGGCUAUGGUAACAAUUCGAGAUGCUUGGAGAAGACAUAGAAGUGAUUUGAAGCUUAAUUAUUACGAUCCAUAUGACAAUGAUGCAGUUAGAAUGGCAAAAAAGCCUGGUCAUAUUCCAGAAUGUCAAUUUAGAGAGCUCCUCAAAUAUUGGAAUUCUGAAAAAUUCAAGAAAAUGUCUGAAACAAAUGCAAAGAAUCGAAAGAAAAUGAUGAAUCCACAAACUACUGGCAAAAAGAGUUUCGCUUUAGUUCGUAAUAAGCUGGAGAAAGAUAAGGAGACAGUAUCAUCUAAGGAUCUCUUUGUGGUUACAAGAACAAGAAAACCUGGUCGUUUGUACAAGGCCUCAAAUGAAGAUACUACUAGUAAAAUUGGAUGUGUCUGUCUAUAUUUUUUUAUUGAGAUCAAUUAUUUAUUUCAUAAUAUUGUGUUUGUUGGAUAUGCUUUAGUAGGCUGAAAUGGAGGAAAUUGAAAAACAAAUAAGCAUAAAUGGUGAGUAUGUUGAUGCAUUUUCAAGCGUCAUGGGUCCUGAACAUCCGGGACGUCUAAGACUAUAUGGCGCAGGAGUUACAAAGACUACUUUGAAAAAAAAAGUUGGCAAUUCGGAAUCAACUUUAAGUGCAACAACUGAUGGAAUGCAGCAAAUGCAAGAGAGGAUGCAGAAAAUGGAGAAACAGAUGGAGGAACAAAAGAAAAUUGUGCGACAAGAAGUUAUUGCAGAUGUUAUUGCACAACUUAAGCAUGCAGGAUUAAUUGAUCCUAAUAUAUUGGCAACAUUGUCGACUCCUUCACCAAGAGAAUCUACUUUUGUUUAAGGGGCUAAACAAGGUGAUGAAAUCGAAGAAAGGGAUGAAAGCAGUAGUGAAGACUUGACAUAGGAGCUGAAGUAUAUAUUGAUGUAAACUUUAUUGAUGUUCUAGAAAUCAUAUAUUUUUGAAGAUUGAAAAUUCUAUGGCAUGUGUUUCACCU